AAAAAAAAUUAAAAUUCAAAAACAUUAAGCAAAAAAGUCAGUCGUGACUAAAAUAUUGAAAAAGGCGAAUCAAUGUUGACUUCAUUUCUUGGCAAUUUGUAUGGUCCGGUUGACGUUGGACAAAUUUUUGUGAUUUCUGGUAAAUCCGUUGAUGGCGCUAGUAUUCUAGAAGUGGAUUUAGCAGCAAAUAAAUAUGAUCCAACAGAUGUUCCUUUACAUUUGUCUGUGCAAUUUCAUAGUGAGACAAUUGAAAGGAAUUCAUUGGUCGAUGGUGCUUGGGGUGAAGGAGAGACUGUAGAAAAUGCAAUCUCACCAACAAAUCCAAUCAUACCUGGAUGGGACUUUAGAUUAUUGAUAUUAACUGGUGAUGAGAUGUUCCAUAUAUCAAUCAAUGAUCAGCCAUUCUGUACUUACAAUUAUCGAUUGCCAAUUGAACUAAUCAAUGCAAUAUCAAUAACUGGAGAUGUCCAGAGAAUUUUCCAAGUCGAUCAUCGACGAGCUUUCCCGUCACCAUGGCCAUUGCUUCAUGAGGAAGUUACACGAAAUUCUGGAAACUCAUUUGACACGCCCAAAAAAUUCUAUGUUGGACAUGUUUUUGUUAUCAGUGGAAUUCCAAGUGGAAAUCCAAACGGUACUUUCGUAUUGCACUUAAAUCAAGGAGCAUCCUCAAGACAAAUGCUUCAUAUUAGUGUCAGAUUCAAUCAACGGAAUGUCAUUGUCAAUUCACAGACUGAUUCAUUGGACAAAAAUAAUUUUAGAUGGCGCAAAGAUGAGGAGAAAUACGGAUUUCCAUUCGCACUGGAUCAAAUGUUCAAGCUUGCUGUAGCUAUAACAGAAAAUGCCUUUGUCGUAGCUGUUGAUGGAAAUAUUUUCUUCACAUACAACUAUCGAGUACACAAUCAAUUCUUGGACUCAUUGUCAGGACUUAAAUUGAAUAAUUUUAAUGGACUGCAACUGGAAAUUCAAGGCGUGGAUCAUUUUAAUACAGGAACAACUAAUUGUGAGGGAUUUGAGGCUUACACUCAUCCUGAUGCUCUUUUGGAUUAGAUUUUGUGAGUGAAUUGAGUUUAAAUUGUGCAAUAAUUAUGAACAAAAUGAAAUGUGACAAGCUAUCUAGUUCCUUUAAAUAAAUUAUGUAUCCUUAA
Molecule: messenger RNA, 1145 nt
Organism: Chironomus riparius
Lineage: Eukaryota; Metazoa; Arthropoda; Insecta; Diptera; Chironomidae
Source: the annotation of a GenBank genome assembly